AUGGCCUACAUACCCGGUGGGGGUGCCCCGGCCUCGGGGGCGGCCCCCGUGGGCUCCCAGUACUGCGUGUGCAAGGUGGAGCUGUCCGUCAGUGGCCAGAACCUGCUGGACCGGGAUGUCACCUCCAAGUCCGACCCCUUCUGUGUCCUCUUCACAGAGACCGAUGGCAGGUGGAUAGAGUACGACAGGACAGAGACUGCAGUCAACAACCUCAACCCCGCUUUCUCCAAGAAGUUCGUGCUUGACUACCACUUUGAGGAGGUGCAGAAGCUCAAGUUCGCCCUGUUCGACCAGGACAAGUCAAGCACGCAGCUGGAGGAGCAUGAUUUCCUGGGCCAGUUCUCCUGCAGCCUGGGCACGAUCGUCUCCAGCAAGAAGAUAACUCGGCCUCUGCUGCUGAUGAAUGACAAGCCUGCGGGGAAGGGCUUGAUUACGAUUGCUGCUCAGGAGCUGUCAGAUAACCGGGUCAUCACACUGAGCUUGGCGGGCAGGAAGCUGGACAAGAAGGAUCUAUUCGGGAAGUCAGACCCAUUUCUCGAGUUUUAUAAACCAGGAGAUGACGGCAAGUGGAUGCUGGUCCACAGGACUGAGGUGAUCAAGUACACGUUGGACCCCGUGUGGAAGCCGUUCACCGUGCCGUUGGUGUCCCUGUGCGAUGGGGACAUGGAGAAGCCCAUCCAGGUUAUGUGCUAUGACUAUGACAACGACGGGGGCCACGACUUCAUCGGUGAGUUCCAGACCUCGGUGUCACAGAUGUGUGAGGCUCGUGACGGUGUCCCGCGGGAGUUUGAGUGUAUCAACCCCAAGAAGCAAAAGAAGAAGAAGAACUAUAAAAAUUCAGGCGUCAUUAUCCUGCGUUCCUGCAAGAUAACCCGGGACUACUCCUUCCUGGACUACAUCCUGGGAGGCUGCCAGCUCAUGUUCACCGUUGGGAUAGACUUCACAGCCUCCAAUGGAAAUCCCCUCGACCCUUCCUCUUUGCACUAUAUCAACCCCAUGGGCACCAAUGAAUAUUUGUCGGCCAUCUGGGCGGUUGGGCAGAUCAUUCAGGACUAUGACAGUGAUAAGAUGUUCCCAGCUUUGGGCUUUGGGGCACAGUUACCCCCAGACUGGAAGGUCUCCCAUGAGUUCGCCAUCAACUUCAACCCCACCAACCCCUUCUGCUCAGGUGUGGAUGGCAUCGCCCAGGCAUAUUCGGCUUGCUUGCCCCACAUCCGCUUCUAUGGUCCCACCAAUUUCUCUCCGAUUGUCAACCAUGUGGCCCGGUUUGCAGCCCAAGCCACGCAGCAGCAGACAGCCACGCAAUACUUCAUCCUCCUCAUCAUCACGGAUGGUGUCAUCAGUGACAUGGAGGAGACGCGGCACGCCGUGGUGCAGGCUUCCAAGCUGCCCAUGUCCAUCAUCAUCGUGGGCGUGGGCAACGCUGACUUCGCAGCCAUGGAGUUCCUGGACGGGGAUAGCCGCAUGCUGCGCUCCCACACAGGGGAGGAGGCAGCCCGCGAUAUUGUGCAGUUCGUGCCGUUCCGAGAAUUCCGCAACGCGGCAAAAGAGACCUUGGCCAAAGCUGUGCUGGCAGAACUGCCCCAACAAGUUGUUCAGUAUUUCAAGCAUAAAAACCUGCCCCCCACCAACUCGGAGCCCGCCUGA
Molecule: messenger RNA, 1647 nt
Organism: Rangifer tarandus platyrhynchus (Svalbard reindeer)
Lineage: Eukaryota; Metazoa; Chordata; Mammalia; Artiodactyla; Cervidae
Source: the annotation of a GenBank genome assembly